Messenger RNA from Ascoidea rubescens DSM 1968, 420 nucleotides. RefSeq lists its product as uncharacterized. Bases 145 to 333 code for a protein of 62 amino acids. NCBI's taxonomy places the organism in Eukaryota, Fungi, Ascomycota, Saccharomycetes, Ascoideales, Ascoideaceae. The transcript has a single exon. The record is from RefSeq and is a predicted model, not a curated record.
GUGGAAACGUUUUUAUAGCAGCUGGAUUAAAAGGAAAUAUAAGUCCAAGUUUAAUGGUAAUAGAAUAAGUAAAGAAAGGAUGGAAGAAAAGUUUUUAGGAUAAAAGAAUAAAAACCGAUUAGGAAACUUAAAGACAAAAGGUUAAUGAAUACGCAAAGGGCUGCCAAACUCUUCUUUUCUAAAUAUCCAGAGAAUUUGUUUGUGGAAUUUCAUGGAACUGUUGAUGGAUCAAACACUAAUGCAAAUAUUAUUGGAAAGCGAUUAAAAAGAUACUGUUUAAAUGCUCUGAAACAAUUUGUGUUUGUGAAACCUCCAGACAGUGGAAAUGGAUAAAAUUGCUGCCUGAUGGGAAGAAAAGCGAGUAUAAUCACAGGCACCAGAACCGUCAGGCUGUUGGCGAUGGUGCUGGAGCCAGUUAAG